ACCUUGGCAACUUUAAGACUUGUGGACUUCAACUCCCAGAGUCACCCGGAGAACUCCACAAGUCUUUUAAUUAAUUAAUUAAUUAAUUAAUAGAAUAACAAAGGGACCUUGGAGAUCUUCUAGUCCAGCUCUCUGCUCAAGCAAGAAAAUACCAUUUCAGACAAAUGGUUGUCCAAUGUCUUCUUAAAAACCUCCAAUAUUGGAUCACCCACAACUUCUGGAGGCAAGUAGUUCCACUUGAUUGUUCUGUCAGGAAAUUUCUCCUUAGCUCUAGGCUGGUCUCUCCUUGAUUAAUUUCCAUCCAUUGCUUCUUGUCCUGCCUUCAGGGGCUUUGGAGAAUAGAUUGAUACUUCAAUCAAAACAUUUCCUCCUCUGCAUAGAAAACAAAUAUGAUCUCCUCAGAAUGAAAGUUUAUCAUUACACAGGAAAUAUUGUAUAUCUUUGGGCCUAGAAAGAAAGUCUUGAGAAAGUUAAUUUUUUUUCCAUUUUGCUCCUCGCACAAACAUUUUCCUUGGAUGGCUAGGUGGCUCAGUGGCUAAGACACUGAGCUUGUCGAUCAGAAAGGUCCGCAGUUUGGCGGUUCGAAUCCCUACUGUAGGUCUGCGUGAGCAGGGGGUUGGACUAGAUGACCUACAAUACUCUCCAAUCAUAGCAUGACUCAAAGCAAGCUAUAGUUAGAGUUCAUUGCGGUCUGAACUUAUGGAAGUUGUUUGGACUGGAACCUGGGACUUGUUAUGACAUCCUAAUUCAUAAAAUUCUUCAGUUUGGUGGUGUUAUGGAUUGAACUUCUAUCACUUGACAUUUCGAGAUGGAAUUUUGACCAGCCCUAAAGGUUUUGGCAUCUGGUGGGAUUGGAGAAGACUCCUAGGGAGACAUUCUGGUUGGAUUCACACAACCUAUUUAACCUUACACUCCAGAGAAGAAAGUGUACUUGUAUUCACCUAAUAUGCUGUGGUCAAGCAAAACCAUAGGAUGGUUUUAUGUAAUACCUGGUUUAUUUAUUUACAACUAUUUGAACUGUAUGCCUCUUACUCACUAGACUAGACUAAGUCACUCUAGGUUCACUAAAUGACACCAGACUGGUGCUGAAGACAGCACGUAGCUUCUUGGGCCCAGCUGAAUCACAAAUGACUCAACAUCAACCGUUUUAACUCAGUUGAGUUAUGUUGUCUGAACCUCAACUUCCUUGUGUUAAAGUUUCAAAUAUCUAGUUAAAAGUUAGGUUUCCAGAGAAGGUGCUGUCAAGCUAAACUUGACUGAUUUAUGCUUUAAAAGCCUUCUAGGAGUUAUUCUGGAGAAGAUCUGAACCUUAACAGAGCAGUCGAAGGGGCCAACACUGAUAGACAUUUACAAGAUUUCUUGCUUGCUUGUUGGCCAAGCGGUUGAGCGUGUUGCAAUUUAACCGCCUGGUGUCUGAAAAUACUGUGUCCUGUGGUCUAACUGAACCUAAAGGUUGACUCAGCUUUGCAUCCUCCUGAGGUUGGUAAAAUGAGGAUCCAGACUGUUGGGGUGACGGGUCCCUUAUAUUAAGUUGCAAUCUGUCAUUAUUCAAUUAUUCCAUGUUUUCUCUUAUUAUUACUUUUAUUUUAUUAUAUAAAAGUAUAUACACUAAUAUUCCCCUUUUUCUUGCUUCAAUCACUUAUUCUAACUUUUAAUCAUGUCGCCCUUUAUUAAAAAUGUUCUCCUACCUAACUUCUGGUCAUGUCACCUACCUAAAAAAAGAAAAGAAAGAGAGAGAAGAGGAAAGACAAAUCAGAACAACAACAAAAAAGAGAAAUCAUCUAUCCAUCGUGUCUUGCCUGCUUCAAUACUUUAAUUGCUAUGCUUUUUUUGACUUGCCUUGAGAGAGCUCUUUUGAAAGGGUAUUUAAAAAUAUAGGAACAAAUUAGCAUGGCAUUGAAUUUGGAUUAUUCAUUGAACGCUGGAGAAGCAGGAAACCCCACCCCUCUGCUUAUCCCUUCAAAGGAGGGGCAAUCCAACCGUCCUCCUUGGCUUGGCCAUAUUUCAGUAGGGAUACGUUCCAGGAGAUCCCUUUGUCUCAUCAAGAUCAUCAGUUGCUGAGUGGCUGUGAUGGAUAAAGGAUCCAUUACAAUCUUCAUUUUUUGUCUUGGGAUGGCCAAUAGCUUGGAGUGCCAUAAGUGCUUAAUUAACGAAGGGAACUGUUCUAAGGCUCCAGUGGAAGUUUGCAGACCUAACCAAAACGCCUGCUUCACAGUGAUCAAGAAGUACCAUGGAUUGGGUGCAGAUACAGCAAAACAGGGCUGUGGAUCCUCAAACGAUUGCCGUAGGUACCCCAUGGGCACGAAGGGCUCCUUGUUCCGAACCAUGUGGUGUUGUUCUUCAGAUCUUUGCCAACCCAUCCAUUUGCCUGUCAACCAAGAUGGAUCGCAAAAUGGGCUUGUGUGCCAAAGUUGCAUUGGGGGCCCAGCCGAAUGCAGCCUGACGGCCCCUUCGCGGCAAUGCUCUGGGAGUGCAGAUCGGUGCGUGCAAAUCUCCCAGCGUUUCUUUCCAGGAGAAGAACUAGAGCCCAUCAUAAAGGGAUGUGGAAAUAGCUCCUUCAAAGAUCUGCAGGUGCUCUACCAAAUUGGAAAGGACUUUGCUUUCCUUGACCAAAAAGUCUGUGGCCAAUCCAACUGCAAUAAUAGAAGUUUUCCAGAGAUCCUUACGGGACAGCCCAAUGGGUUACAGUGCUAUAGUUAUAGUGGUUCAGGCCGUGAAGAGAGCAACCUCCAGAAACGGCAGAUUUUGAGGUGCACCGGAGCCAUGAACCGGUGUGUCCGUAUCAUAAAAGGAGAAAAUAAAAGCACAGCCGUGACCGUCCAGAAGGGCUGCGCCACAGAAUCCAUGUGCUGGAGAGACACAGAUAUAUACCUCAGACUGAAGGGAGAAAAUUCUCAUGCCGAAUGUUGUAAAAGGAAUCUUUGUAACAAAGCCCACAGUCCCACCAACCCAGAACUGAUGACAAUUCUCAGUUUAUGCUUGGUGUUUACGGUCUAUCAAUAACCACCCCUGUUUCAUCGAUGGGUACAGAAAUAAAUUUGGGACAUUCUG
Molecule: messenger RNA, 3051 nt
Organism: Pantherophis guttatus
Lineage: Eukaryota; Metazoa; Chordata; Lepidosauria; Squamata; Colubridae
Product: urokinase plasminogen activator surface receptor-like
Source: RefSeq, a predicted model, not a curated record